This is a messenger RNA of Meleagris gallopavo (turkey), 2223 nucleotides long. NCBI's taxonomy places the organism in Eukaryota, Metazoa, Chordata, Aves, Galliformes, Phasianidae. The record is from RefSeq and is a predicted model, not a curated record.
AUGCAGCGACCGAGCGGACCGACAGAGACCCAGAAGCAUUCCUGCCCCCCACUGCUGGCGCGGCGGCGCGCUCCUAAGACGGGCAGAACGGAGCGGGCGCCUUCCGUCGGCGGAUACAUUCCUCUCUUCGUAAAUGCAACUGCAGGCACAACAGUUUACGGAGCCUUUGAUCCAAUACAGGAGAUUGCAGAUAUAUGUGAAAAAUACAACCUCUGGCUCCAUGUAGAUGCUGCUUGGGGAGGUGGACUCUUAAUGUCCCGAAAGCAUCGUCAUAAACUGAAUGGAAUAGAAAGAGCCAAUUCAGUCACUUGGAAUCCACACAAGAUGAUGGGAGUAUUGUUGCAGUGUUCUGCCAUUCUGGUCCGGGAGAAGGGUAUACUUCAAGGCUGCAAUCAAAUGUGUGCAGGAUAUCUUUUCCAACAAGACAAACAGUAUGAUGUAUCCUACGACACGGGAGAUAAGGCAAUACAGUGUGGCCGACAUGUGGACAUUUUCAAAUUCUGGUUGAUGUGGAAGGCAAAGGGUACAGUGGGAUUUGAAAAUCAGAUCAACAAAUGCCUGGAACUGGCAGAAUAUCUCUAUACUAAAAUAAAAAACAGAGAAGAAUUUGAGAUGGUUUUUGAAGGAGAGCCGGAGCACACAAAUGUAUGUUUUUGGUAUAUUCCACCAAGUCUCAGAGGCAUGCCAGACUGUGAUGAGAGACGAGAAAAGCUGCACAGGGUGGCACCAAAAAUCAAAGCCCUGAUGAUGGAGUCAGGUACUACCAUGGUUGGAUAUCAGCCUCAGGGAGAUAAGGUCAACUUCUUCCGAAUGGUCAUCUCAAACCCAGCAGCAACGAAGUCUGACAUAGACUUCCUCAUUGAGGAAAUAGAGAGAUUGGGGCAGGAGCUGUAGUACAAUGGAUGAGUUAUUAAUUUCUCUAAUUCACUGUUUUCCAGUACUGGUUAUUUUUUUAACCCAGUUCUGCAGAACAUGUUUUAAGGAAAUUCUCUUUCUGUAAGUUUCAAUCUCCUAAGAUGUCCUUAAGCAGUGACAAAAACUUAUAGGCUACUGAAAUAUAUGUGUACUGGUAGAUCACUUUACUGAGGGAAAAUGUAUUAUCUUGAAGUUGAAGUACUGUUGACUCUUAGAUUAGUCUUGGUUUAUGCCAGCAGGAAAUUAGCAAGUGUGAAAAUAGAAAAUUAAGUGAACUCUGCACAGUAUAUAUGUACAGUAUAAAUAUAUAUCUAUAAUUAUAUAUAUAUACAUAUAUAUAUAUAUAAAUAUAUAAAGAGGUUAUGAACUUAGAUCUAAGCCACAGCAUGUUUUCCACUUUAAGAAAAUUAACUUUUCCUUCAACAACUAAUGAUGUGGAUAAUGUGCUACAGGUUUUCCUGCCAGGUAAAAAUAGACACAUAGAAACAUUUCUAAAAAGUAGAUUCUUAGGAGCUAAAGAAAAUGUAUAACAGUAUUGAAUCUUGUUGUUGGUGCUUCUGUCACAUACAAAACAGCAAUCUCUAACAGCACCUUCGAGUAAAAUAGUUGUAUUUUCCCUUUAGUGUCACAUCGGGGAUAAUAGUAGCAGAGUCAUUGUAACAGGUAUAUUAUUGCUGUAUUUUUAGAGGUUAAUUUGUGUAGAUUGUGUAUAUUAUUGUUAAAUGACUUUGUGUAAAAGGAUUUAAAUGUAAUAGGAUUACAGCAAGGUAAUCAUUGAAUUAUAGGUAUACAAAAUAUUUGCUUAUUUAUAUGCAGAGAUUUACCAUGCUGAAGAGUUGUCUUGUAUUUUCUUCCAUUUGUAAUGUAUCCUAUUUAUAUAUUAUUGAAGUUCUAAAUAACGUUUAUGGUAUUUUAGUGUAUUUGUGAGCCAAAGAAAAGAUACAAAAAUAUUAGCUAACACUUUCAUUUAAAUCCUAGUGCCCUUAAAAUGAUAAUUUACAGAUAAUUUUACUGAUUAUAAGGAGUUCUACCAUUGUACAUAGGCUGUCAAAUAAUAAAAUCCCCUUAAUCUAUUAGAAAUUUCAGUUCAUUAAAUGUAAUGUCUGACUGUCUGUUCAGUGUUCUGAAUGCUUUUCUAGUGAAUAUUGGUUGCUAACAAGGUCCCUGUUUUUGAGUUCUAUGUCAGGACUAAUCUCUAUGACCAUUUUAAGUAAAUUCUGUGGGAAAAUUCCUGAAGGUCUGUAGCAUUUAUGUGGGAGUCUAAAUGAGCAUCGUUCUUUCCAUGAAAUUAAGUUCACUGUAUGUUUG